AUGAACAAAGAGGAUCUACGUUGGUGUUCUCGCGGGGGAUUCGUAGGUAGCAGUGUUUCAACCACGACUCGUAAUCUUAAAUGGAAAAAUCUGGCUAUCCAAAAGGUUUGGAAGCAAUCUGAGGAUAAGCGGGACAUAGCAGAAGAAUGGAGAAAGUUGCAUGCAGAGGCUAAGAGGAGGAAAGAGGAAGCUGAAAGUUCUUCAAGCAGGAGUUGCCAAAAAAUUACACGUGCUGAACUUAUGGACAAAUACUAUGAGUAUGUCGAAAGAGAUGAAUCGUACGAACUCAGAACAGGAAAGGUGAGAAGCUGUCUAUCAUGGGAAAAGUACUUUGAAAUAGCCAGAGAGGAGGGAUGGCUUACUGACAUAUCAGACGAUGAGCCUGAACAGAAUUCCACUGAUGAAGCAAUGGAAUCAGCGGGCGAUGUCGAGGAGAACAACACUACUGAUGCUGCUGAUGAUGUUCAACCUCCUGCCAUGCAAGAGAAACUUGUUUGCAGAUGGCAGAAAGUUGUUAAGAGCAGCAGCCAGAUAAAAAAUCAAGUUCUUCACUUUCCAGCAGCAGUCAUCAAGGAAAUCUUCAUGGAACCAAGAUCAUAUAUUGAUCUUCAUGACACAGACUCGGGUAUUACGUACCAAUGUGUUUUCAAAUCCAGGGAGAACAUGACGGAGAAGUUUCUGUCAAGGGGCUGGUUAAAAUUUGCAAAGGAGAAAGAGCUGUCGAAAGGUGACGUUCUCUUAUUCAGUGUAGAGCAUCCUCCUGUGGAACGUAUAUUGGUCAAAGUUGAGAGAGGGCAGCAUUGA
This is a messenger RNA of Vicia faba (fava bean), 804 nucleotides long. The record is from the annotation of a GenBank genome assembly. NCBI's taxonomy places the organism in Eukaryota, Viridiplantae, Streptophyta, Magnoliopsida, Fabales, Fabaceae.